Messenger RNA from Cervus elaphus (red deer), 699 nucleotides. Its product is annotated as placental prolactin-related protein 1-like. Gene Ontology annotation, cellular component: extracellular region. The record is from RefSeq and is a predicted model, not a curated record. Bases 1 to 699 code for a protein of 232 amino acids. The transcript is spliced from 5 exons. Gene Ontology annotation, biological process: mammary gland development; response to nutrient levels; positive regulation of cell population proliferation. NCBI's taxonomy places the organism in Eukaryota, Metazoa, Chordata, Mammalia, Artiodactyla, Cervidae. Gene Ontology annotation, molecular function: prolactin receptor binding; hormone activity.
AUGGCUCUAGCUCCCAGCUUCCGUGGACACCAGUGGACUUACAACCCUGUCCGAGGGUCCUGCCUGCUCCUGCUGCUGGUCAUGUCAAAACUGCUCUUGUGCCAAGGCAACUUAUGCCCAACCUGCAGUCCUGACGUGUUUGACAUCCCCUUGAAAUCCCUUACAGACCUGUUUAUUGAUGCCGCCAGGCUCUCCCACGACUAUCAUAACCUUUCCACAAUAAUGUUCAAUGAGUUUAUAAGUACUGUGGUGGUGGGCAAACAGUACUAUAUCAAUGCCACCAAGAGCUGCCACACAAAUUCCCUCCAUGCUCCGGAAGAAAGAGAAAAAGCCCUACAGAUGAACAAUGAAGACCUUAGUAAGUGGAUACUCAUAUUACUGUACUCCUGGAAUAGACCUCUGUAUCAUCUAAUCAAAGAGGUGCAGAGUUUGAAAGAAGAUUCAGAUGCUAUCCUAUCAAGUGCCAUAGAGAAUGAGAAAAUGUCAGACAAACUGCAAGGAUUCAUAGAGAGGCAAUUUAGCCAGAUUAUUUUUGCAGUCAGGCUGAAGAUGUCGGAGGCUCGCACUUUCUGGUCAGGACUCCCAUCCCUGACGUCCACCGAUGAAGAUAGGCAUCAUUCUGCAUUUUAUAACCUGUUCCAGUGCCUGUGCAGGGAUUCACGUAAAGUUGACAUCUACACCAAGAUCCUGGCGUGCUGA